This is a messenger RNA of Serinus canaria (Common canary), 7915 nucleotides long. It is a transcript of the gene KDM7A, whose product is annotated as lysine demethylase 7A. The transcript is spliced from 20 exons. Gene Ontology annotation, molecular function: transcription coregulator activity; histone demethylase activity. Gene Ontology annotation, biological process: regulation of transcription by RNA polymerase II; protein demethylation. Lineage: Eukaryota; Metazoa; Chordata; Aves; Passeriformes; Fringillidae. Bases 232 to 2988 code for a protein of 918 amino acids. The record is from RefSeq and is a predicted model, not a curated record.
UGACGCACGUGCGCGCGCCCCCGCGCGCUGUUGUCCGCUCGCUCCCGUGCCGCCCGCCCCGUGCGCGUGCCAGCCGGCGGCGGGGGGCGCGCGCGGCGUGCGGAGCCGGCACGCGCGCUGUUGUUAUUGGCGGCGCCGCCGCGGCCGCGGCGGAGGGAGCGGGGCGGGGGGGGGAACGGGACGGGACAGGGAGGAGCGGAGCGGGCGGCUCAGUCAAGGAGUUCUUUAAAGAUGGCCGGAGCGACUACCGCCGCCGCGACCCCCGUGUACUGCGUGUGCCGUGAACCCUACGACGUGAGCCGCUUCAUGAUCGAGUGCGACAUCUGCAAGGACUGGUUCCACGGCAGCUGCGUUGGGGUAGAGGAGCACCAUGCUGUUGACAUUGAUCUAUACCAUUGUCCCAACUGUGCAAUUCUCCAUGGACCUUCUCUAAUGAAGAAGAGGAGAAACUGGCACAGACAUGACUACACAGAGCCAGAUGAUGGCUCCAAACCAGUGCAGGCUGGAACACGGACCUUUGUUAAACAGCUGCGGGCUCGCUCUUUCCCAAGUGCUGAUGAAGUAAUUUUGAAAAUGCAUGGAAGCCAGUUAACGCAAAGAUAUCUGGAGAAACAUGGGUUUGAUGUUCCCAUUAUGGUUCCUAAAUUAGAUGGUCUGGGACUCAGACUUCCUCCACCGACUUUCUCCGUUUUAGAUGUGGAACGCUAUGUGGGUGGUGACAAAGUGAUAGAUGUUAUAGAUGUAGCAAGACAAGCAGACAGUAAAAUGAAGCUCCAUAAUUACAUUAAAUACUUCACAAAUCCUGACCGGCCCAAAGUAUUGAAUGUGAUCAGCCUGGAAUUCUCGGACACAAAGAUGUCUGAAUUAGUGGAAGUACCAGACAUUGCCAGAAAGCUUUCGUGGGUGGAAAAUUAUUGGCCAGAUGAUUCUGUCUUCCCUAAGCCUUUUGUUCAGAAGUAUUGCUUAAUGGGUGUCCAGGACAGCUAUACAGAUUUUCAUAUUGAUUUUGGAGGAACAUCAGUUUGGUACCACGUUCUCUGGGGUGAAAAGAUAUUCUAUUUAAUCAAGCCCACUGAUGAAAAUUUGGCUCUCUAUGAGUCCUGGAGUUCAUCUGUCACCCAGAGUGAAGUAUAUUUUGGGGACAAGGUUGACAAAUGUUACAAGUGUGUUGUGAAGCAAGGACACACUUUAUUUGUCCCAACAGGCUGGAUUCACGCUGUGCUCACAUCUCAGGAUUGUAUGGCUUUUGGAGGAAACUUUUUGCACAACCUCAACAUUGGCAUGCAGCUCAGGUGUUAUGAAAUGGAGAAGAGGCUAAAAACCCCGGAUCUUUUCAAAUUUCCUUUCUUUGAAGCCAUCUGUUGGUUUGUGGCCAAAAACUUACUGGAAACAUUGAAAGAACUGAGAGAAGAUGGUUUCCAGCCUCCAAGCUAUUUAGUGCAAGGAGUGAAGGCUUUACUUACUGCUUUAAAAUUAUGGAUGAAAAAAGAACUUGUAACAGAACAUGCCUUUGAAAUUCCGGACAACAUUAGGCCUGGGCAUCUCAUCAAAGAGCUCUCUAAAGUGAUUCGUUCUGUAGAGGAAGAAAACAGCAAAUUAGUUAAAACUCAGGGAAUUCUUGGUGUGUCUCCAUCUUCACGAUCUUCACAUGAAACAGCUUCCCCUCACCACUCCAGGCGAAGGGUGAGGAAGCUGCGAGACCAUGCUACCAAAACUCCUUCUAAUCUGGACAUCCUGGAACUUCACACUAGGGAGGUACUGAAAAGGCUGGAGAUGUCACCCUGGGAAGAGGAUAUCACAAGCUCAAAACUGAAUGGGAGGUUUAACAAGCCCUUUCAGCCCUCUUCUACAGUACCUGAAUGGAGAACAAAAGACAAUGAUCUUCGCCUUCUGCUGUCAAAUGGAAGAAUAAUUAGAGAUGAGAGACGUCCAUUUACAGAUCGAAGUCUUUACACAGCAGACAGUGAAGAUGAAGAUGACAGGACAAGGUCAAAAAAGACAGCUGUGAAGGUAGAAGAGCAGCCCUCAGGAUUUGAAGGAGAAGGGAAUGCAGAUGCCCAGAAACCACUGAACAUGUUCUUUGAAAGUGUGAAAUCAGAACUCAGGAAUGGAUCCUCAGAGUACUCUGAUAUUUCUGAUUCAGAAGAAUCUGAGCCUGAUUGCACUACACAGCAGAAGGAUUCCUCCACAGAGGAGUCAGAAAGCUCAGGUGAUGAAGAGAAGCAGGAAGUAACAUCAAAUUUCAAAGAAGAAUCUAAGGUCACAAGAGACCUUUGUCAAAAUACCCAGAAGCCAUCCAGAAAUGAAACUCCCAGUAAAAAGGAAUGUCCUACCUCGACAAGUACAGAAGAAGAAGCUAUUCAGGGCAUGCUUUCUAUGGCAGGAUUGCACUAUACUACAUGUUUACCAGGUCAUACUCAAAGCACAGACUGCACAAGUAAAAGAACCUCUCUUCAGGAACACAGAAGCUACCCCAGGAGUCGGCAUAAAGACAGACAGCCAUCUCAGAGCCACAAAACCAUGGAAUGUGGUAGGUCUGUGAAGGACGAGGAAGGAGACCUGGGAACUUCAGCAUGGACUAGACACCUGAAUGAUGCUUCGAGGAUUACCCCUCAGGAUGCAAAUAAAACUCAAAAAUAUAUCAAGAAGGAGGGUGCAUCGGAAGCCAGUCUUAAGGUUCAGGAAAACAGAAGCAUAGUCCACAGCAACAGCUUGAGUUUUCAGCAUGGCAAAUACACACGAGACUCCAGCCUGAUGCAAGCAGAAUGUCAGCUGAGUGAUGGCAGCCUUAGCCCUGACAGGCCCUAUGGUGAAACGUCCUUGUCUGUACCGCUGCACCCAACGAAGAGGCCAGCAUCAAACCCACCCCCCAUCAGCAACCAGGCAACAAAAGGCAAACGUCCAAAGAAAGGAAUGGCAACUGCUAAACAGCGCCUUGGGAAGAUCCUGAAGCUGAACCGGAAUGGCCAUGCACGCUUCUUUGUUUGAUGUAGCUGCUACUUGUACUACUGCUGUCUUUCCUACACAGACCAGUAUUGAGGGCAACAGAGCCUGGAGCUGCUGUUAAUCCUCUGCUUGAAGCAGACUUGCAUGUACCAUAGAAAACACUGCCUGAUGAACAAAAGAAAGAAAGAAAAAGAAAAAAAAAAAAGGAAAAAAAGAAAAACCCACACAAAAAAAAACCCAACCCAAUGCUGCAUUUUCACUGUGCCACACCUGCUCAGCAAUAACCAUAUGGGAACGGGGAAAUCUUCAGAGAGACACGGACUGUGAGAAAUAGUCUCUCAUCAGGGCUUGAAUAUCAUUUGUUGCUGGUAGUUUCUGACCUAAAUUAAUGAGGGGAAGAUGAUGAAGGUGGUUUAUCAAUAAUUUAUUUCUGAUAGAUUUUUCACAACUUUAAAAUUCAUUUAAGAAACUAUUUAUUUGGAAGACUUUUUCUGGGGGGGUUAUUAAUUUAGAUUUAAUAAUGUGAAAGUUUUAAAUUGUUUUGAUAAUGUGUGUUUGGUGCAGUGGAGAGCCACAUUAAUUGUGAUUAGUCUGGACUCCUAAAUUUGAUAUUCAGGUUAUAGUCUUAAAUAGGGUGAGAUGCAUUAUUAAUUAUUUUUUAAAUUAAGGCAUAAGGAAUCUUAUUAUUUUUUCCUGCUUUUUGUAAGCUAUUGGCUGGGCUUCUGUUGACUUGCAAGUUGCAUAUUCUCUGCCAGCUUGAUUAUUUUUUGACCUGUCCUUUUUAAUAUCAGAUUUAUUUAUUUAAUGGACUAGAAGAGACUCCUAAAGACAGAAGAAUUUUCUUAUGUUGGUCCAGUAGCUAACUUGUUUUAAACUGCACCUCUUUCCUCCAAAUCUGAGUUCUUAUUUUCCUCCUGAUGAUCUGUCUGUGAUGAUUUUCUUGUGUAAAAAGACUCCUUGAAAUUGUAUUUGUACUAGUUAUUUAAGAGUUGGUACAAAGGAGGAAGACCCAGUAUAUUUUUUGGAGGAACGGGGACAUCAGUUAAGAUAAAUGUUUCUUCAGAUCAGUUGCUCUAAAAUAGAUACACAGUGCAGUUAAAAGAUUUGGCAUUUUACUUAAUGUAGCAUGGAAGAAGCAUUAAAGUGUUGUUAUUGUACAUUAAACACAUUUUACUAAGGAGUCAUGAAAGCAGGAGAAUGUGUGCUGCUUUCAAACCUGGGCAAGACAGCAAAUUAAAAGUCUUAACUGGUCCGUAUAUAUAAACAUUUAAGUAGCUUACUGGUAUCAGAAUGAUCAUUUGUGUCAGGCUUCAUACACAGCUGAUAGCAAAUGCCAAUUCUGAAUUAUUGUAAAUAAUUUUGAUUUAAAAUUUGUAUUUUUCUGUAAUAUAAAAUUAAAUAUUUAACUUUUGAGGGUCGGGGAUGAAGGCAGAAAGGGGAAUACUUUUACUUGAUUCUGGAAAAAGGGCAUUUUGCAGGGUCCAGCCAAAAUGUAAAUGUCAGUAUGCUAAUGACAACAAUAUUGUUGGUUGGGGUUUGUGUUUUUUGGUUUUUUUUUGGAUUGGUAAGAGUAAAAAUACUCCUGCAUAGCUGUCCAAGUCAUCAAAUUGAUUUUAAUUUUCCACACCAAUUUUUUCCUUCCUCCAUAUCCUAUACUGGAAUAAUUUUCUCUUGUGGUUUAAUAACAAAGUCAGUUUUAUUUUCCAGAAUAUUUGUGCAGAGUUAUUUUUAUUUAGGCUAGACUAUGAAUGUGUUUAGAAAUUUGUGGAAAUAGUUCUAAUGUCAGGUGUUCUUUAUUGCUGCAGGGUCAGAACCAGUUAGUACUAUGUUAUCCUGUUUCUAAAUGGAGAAACAUCAAAAUGUAGUGCCACUGCAAAAAAAAGUCAGGUAGCUUUCAUAGCUUUACUUUGUCUAAAGCUUGGAAAUUAAAGUUUAGGAGUGUUUUUGUAGCCCUACUUUUACAUUAUGAUAACUUAACGUCUGUGUCUUGUAUGGGUGAAUUUUUCAACUUUUUUGUUUGCUAAUUAAUGUUUCCCAAAACAAGUUUUUAGUCUUUUAAUUUUUUUAAAUUUAACACAAGUUAUGGAUUUUUAGAAUAUUGGGAAUGGAGGUAGUCAAGGAUUUCUAAAAAGCAGAAGAUAAGCUAAGAAGUAUUCUUCAGGUGCUGAAAAUGACUAUAAGGACUUGCUGUUCUCAGGUGCUAUGUUUUCUAGAUGGAAAUAGUUAAAAGAGAAUAUUUUAACUAUCUUCUAAUAUGUUCUCACCAAAGUAAGUAAAAGAAAUAAACUAUGUUGUCAAUAUUAGUUAAAAUUAUAUACCCAUAUAAAUUUUCUCUUCAUUUGAACUUGAGCAAAUGGUUUAAUGUCUGCCAGGCUUUGGAAACUGUUUCAGCUUUAGCAUAUUGAACCAAACUGUUUCCUUCCUGCUGGCUGUGCAAUUUCUAAUGAUAGAAAAUUCCAGUUUAGGGCAGCAGUCAGAUUCAGAGCAGAAUAAAGAAUGAGUUCUCUCUCCUUAAAGACAGAUUUUUGUCUAAAGUAAAAGUAUGCCAGAAUAGAAUCUGGAGCAAGGAAUUUUCAAAUACAGAGCAUGCUUUCUUGUACAUGUGAUUGGUUUAUACAAAGUCUCUUUUCUGACCAUCCACGCUAUUUAUCUGUAUCUUAUAGUUGAAAUAUAGAUAUGGCUGGACCCAUAUAUAUUAUUUCUUCUUGGUUUUAUCCUUUCUAUUGCUCUAAUUUUUACCUUUUUUUUUUCCUGAGUGGCUCUCCACUGUCAUGAAUUUAUGUAAUAGUCUCUUCACAGGCUGUCAACAGGCAGAGGUUCAUUCCCAUUUUCUUCAAAUAUCCAUGCUUCCAGCAGAAGUUAAAUCUGGUGUUCCAACUCAGAACAAGUAAUUCAAAAGAAAUUGCCAUGUUGAGCAGUAUUAAAAAAAAAAAAAAAAAGAAAAACAGCAAACAAUUAAAAAGAAAUCUCCUGGUAGCUUAUGAAGAGGAUGUGGUGACCUCACUUGUUUUGUGUACUUGUAUGUAGAGAUAUAUUUAUUGCAUUCUAGCUGAAAUCACUUCUGCACCAGUCUUUCUGUAGAUGGACUGAACCUUGUGUUGUUGUAGUGGAGAGAAAAAGCCCAAUUUUUUUCCUUGCUGUCUCACUUGGGGUGGAAGAGGGAGGGAGUAGGGAACACUGGCUGGACAACAGCAAAUGACACCUGGUAUGGUAACUUUUUUCAAGGGUAAUAUUUUUUGAAAAGUCAGAGAACUUGCGUUUGUCGUAAAACUCAAUUUAAUUUUUUUAAAAUUUUUUUUGGUACGCAGAACAAUAGGAAAUGAAAUAUUGUAGGGGUUUCCCCAGUCUCUUAAGUUCUCAUGUUCCUACAAUUGCAAAAAAAGAAACAAAUAUGAAAAUGGAAAGACCACCUAGAAGCUAUAUCAAAGAUUCUUCCAGCAACUUUCCCUUUUCUUUUCCUUUUAUACUUGCUAAUAAACCCUGGCUACAGGGUAGCCUUUGUUGACCUCUGAGGUAGAUUACCUAUGCAACCUAUAACACUCUACAUAAGUUCAUUCUUAAUGAGAAUUUUGGAAGGGUUAGAUGUUGAGAGUUAAAGUUGUUGUUUUCUGAUCACAUGGGAGGGUUUGGGGUUUUGAUUUUUUUUUUUUUUUUAUAUUUUUGGUGGUUGAAGUGCUUGUGUUACCUUUGGUAGAGAUGUAUGAGAGCACAGUGUCAUGACCACAAUUUAGACACUUUGUUUUUGCUCUAAGGCAUAAGCUACCUUCACUCAUGAGACCCUAAAGUUGCAAGUGUUGAAAAUUUUUGCAGGAUUUCAAAGCCAGAGCUGGUGGGAAUCUUGCCUACCCCUUUUUUGGUAGCUGUGGAGACUAAGCAGAACUAGAAUGGCCCAGUGGCUAGACCCUCUUUAGGCUCCACAUGCCCACCUGUCCCUUCACACUCCCACCACAACCCCCAAGCCUUGUGUCUUUCCAGAGUGUCAUUCACAUCACACUUCCAGACCAUUAAAAGCUGUUUGUAGUUCUGGGACUGAGGGAGCCCAGCACUACUCUUUGACAGAAGAAAUACAAAUGGAACCAAGGGCCUUACUGUUUAUUGUUAAACAAGAUGAAAAGCUGCAACAUCCAGUUUUCCAAAAAAUAAACCCAACAAAAAACCACCGUGGUAACCCUCUUUGUGGGAGAGUAUGAAUGAUAAGUCAUGCAGUGGAUGGGAAAUGAAAGUAGCACUGAUAAGGAGAUGCAUGUUCUUCAUAGGCUGCAUUUCUGUUUGGAAAAAAAAGGACUUUUUCGACUUUUAAUAUAAAUUAAGCCAUAAGAGUUUCAUGCUGUGGGAAGGGAAUGAAAGGGAUCACUUUAAGAGAUUAUAUUGAUAUGUAUUGUCACUUCUGCUGGGAAAUGUCUAUUGCUGCCAAUGCUUUAGUGAAUCUUUUUUUUUUAAAAAAAAAAACAAACAUGGGAUUUGAAAAAAAAAACCAAACAAAAAACGGGGCUAGUUCUUGGCUAUAUUUACUAGUUUUGUAGUAAUGUUUUGCUGGCCCAUUUGUCUUUUCCUCCUUUUUCUACUCUCAUAGUCUAAUUUCUAUCUUUCCUUCUUAAUGUUUCUGAAAAUGUUAGCUUGUCUGCUCAGUAGGGGUCGGUGUGUGUGUGUGUCUUCCUUUUUACAGAAACGCACUACUGUGUUAAGUAUUUGGCUGGGAAAUGGGAUGCUGCAGCUUUAAGAGCAUUUUUUUCAAUUCAUAACAGUAUUUCCCAUCCUCUUUUGCCUGCAGGCAGGGAAAGUGUAUGUACAGUAUUUAUUUUGUUUUGAUUUUACUUUAAAUUUGUAAGUUUCUAUAAGUAGUUCACAUUGAUUAUUCUAGGGGAGGACAAGUGGCUUUGUUUAAAUUUGUAUUUGAUAUUCAUAGUUUCCACUUUCUGUACUUAAAAAUACUGAAAUUAAAAAAUUGUAUGCUUAUGUUUUGAUUUUA